Spodoptera litura is the source of this 1434-nucleotide messenger RNA. RefSeq lists its product as uncharacterized. The record is from RefSeq and is a predicted model, not a curated record. Gene Ontology annotation, cellular component: membrane. NCBI's taxonomy places the organism in Eukaryota, Metazoa, Arthropoda, Insecta, Lepidoptera, Noctuidae.
GUUCGAACGAUCUUGGAUUAGCUGAGUCCAAAGCAGAAGCAAAGAUGAAGAGCUUUGUAGUGUUUUUAAGUGUUGUGGCGUACGUGUCCUGUGGUCCAGUUAGUUCAGAUGAUUCAGUGCUUCGCUCGGUUCUUGGAAAUUUCGUUAACUGUAACAGUGAUUUGGGUCUGUGCAUGAAGGAGCAUGCCUUGAAAGCCAGUGAAAGACUCGGUGCAGCCCGCAAGCUCAAGAUCGUGGAAGGCAUCACCCUUCUCAACAGCAACCCUAAAGAAGCCAAGAGCUUGGAGACUCUCUCCACUGAUCCUACCUUGAGGAACAAGCAAGUGACUGAGAGGCUCUGGGAGACCGCCUCAGACCUUCUUCAGUCUACUGAGUUGGAGCUUAGCUACGGAGGCAACGAUGAUGAGGAAGCUGAAUCCAGGUCCAUCAAUGAUGAAGUUGAGGAAAGCCGUGGUAAGAAGAAGAAGCAGAUCAAGAAGAAGUUGAAGAUGCUCAUCCCUCUGAUGCUCCUCGCCAAGGCUAAGGCCGUUGCUAUCGUUGUGGUCGCCUUGGUCGUCAUCGCCGCUUCCCUCUUCAAGCUGGCUCUUCUCGCCAAGAUCGCUUUCAUCAUCAAGCUUAUCGCCAUCAUCAAAGCUCUUCUUGCCAAAAAGCACGCUCAGGAGGAGAUGUCCUGGGAACCUCAUGGUUGGGACUCUCACGCUGAGCACCACCCCGUGGCUGCUGAGCACGGCCAUGGCUGGGAAGGUGGUUGGGCCCGCACCAGGAAUGAAGCCAACAACUUGGCUUACUCAGCCUACGCCAACUAAGCUGUUCACCAAAUAUUACUUCUAAUCUGACCCUUUAUUGAUCUAAGAGUGAAUGUAUUUAAGUAUGUUUGUCGAUUCUUUUUUUUAGUUCGUACUUUUUUAAUUUUACUUUUCUCUUUACGUCUUUCUUUUCAGUCAUUUUAUAUUCUUCGCAUUCAUAUUUGCGAUUUUGUUAAUCUGACUGAAAAGGAUUCUUGCUUCUCUAGUGUAUGUGAUAGUAUUAUUAGUUAUUUUUUGUGUAUUCAUCUAAGUAUACGGGUAUAUUUUAUACGUAUUUAUUCUUAUGUUGUUUGUAUAAUAUUAAUUCGUAUUUAUUUUCCAAAUCUUAAUCUUCCAAAAAGAACUAAAUUCUUAUUUAUUAUUUUAUUUAUAUUUUUUAUUGAUUUGUAUUUAUGGUAUCUAUUGUUUAUUUAUAGUACCUCUUCGAUACUCAAUUGUUUAUUUGAUGUAUAUAUUUAUUUAUAGUUAGAUCUCCAAUUUAUUUAUUUAUAAUUUCAACUAUAACUGUAUCGUGUAUCACGAGACGAUGAGUCAUUUGUUUUGUUUGUAUGUAUGUAUGGAUGAGUGUGAACUGAUUGUAAUUUAUUCUUAUAUUUAUAGCAACAAUAAACCAAACAGCAAUUAUUUA